Molecule: messenger RNA, 3623 nt
Organism: Panicum virgatum (switchgrass)
Lineage: Eukaryota; Viridiplantae; Streptophyta; Magnoliopsida; Poales; Poaceae
Exons: 11
Coding region: 211-2490 (759 amino acids)
Source: RefSeq, a predicted model, not a curated record
UGUCUGACGUCUCUGUGCGACCGGCCUGAGGCGGCGCUGCAACGCGCGCCCUGCUGCUGUACAGCGGAGCCCUGCUGCAAGAAAGGUUCAAGGCCUGCGCUCCCUUCCUUCUCCCCUUGGGGUUUUGCGCUUGGGAAGGGGAGAACAGCUCGCAAUCGCAAAGGUAAGAUUUCUGUUGUCCCAGCAGAAAUUGAGGAACCAUGAUGUUUGAUGAUGAUGAUGAUGAUGGUGUGGAGCCACAGUUCAACGCCGUGGACGAAUAUUAUUUUGAGGUUACCAAGGACGAGCUUGUUUGUUUUAGUAUUUUGCCUUUUCAGUUUGAUGAGAAUGAUGAAGUGGGAGAGUGUGAUUCUGAGAAGAAAGUAUACUUGCGUGGAGUCAUGGAUAAAAUCCCGUCUAGUGCACAAGCAAGUGGUAGCUUGGAGGGUAGGACUUGACUGUGAGCAGCCAAACAUCUCAGUUCUUUCGACUGAGGGAAAGUGGAUAAAACUGUUGAAUCCAUGGAAAUGCUACAAACAUGAGCUUGCUCGGUCAAUAUUGAUCACAGUUCAAAUGCUCCACUUUGUCAGGAGGCAGCAUAGAUAUAAGAGAGACCUUUGGGAUCGCCUUUGGGAUCACCUCAAUGAAGUUUUCAUUAAACUUGGUACUAAACCUGCCAUAUAUGACUUGAGGAAGCACCAUCCCCUUAUCAAGCUAUUCCUAGAGAGAGAUCAAGCUUUUAUGAAGUUAAAGAUCCUGCACAGGUUUAUUGGGGAUAUCACCAAGACUAUGGAAGAGCCGAGGGCCUUGGGCACCAAAGUGCAAUUCACUGGUAGUGAUGAGCCACGUGAAAGAAACAAUGGCGCUGAUUCUGAAUAUGAUGAUGAUGAUGGCAAUGAUGAUUCUGAUUACGAUGAAGAUAUUAACAGUGUUGGUGAUACUAAUAAUGACGAUGGUGCUGAUACGUUAUGUGCUUUAUGCGAUGAUGGAGGAAAUUUGCUCAGCUGUAUAGGCCGGUGCAAGAGGUCCUUCCAUCCCAGAAAGGAAGAUGGCAAAGAAUCUAAAUGUAAAACUCUUGGUUACACUUCGGCACAGUUGAAGGAAAUUGAUUCUUAUCUAUGCAAGAACUGUGAAUAUAAGCAACACCAAUGUUUCAAAUGUGGAGAACUUGAGCCAUCAGCAGAACCAAAUGCUAAGUACUUCCUACCCAUGACAUGGAAAAAGGCUGAGAGGAAACUUCGGAAACAACACAGGAAGGGGUUUAACUCUUUGUGCAUCCUUGGAGCCUGGAUCCUAUGGAAGCAUAGGAAUGCUUGUGUUUUCGAAGGGGUGUCUCCAAACCUGCAGAUUGCUGACAAGCUUCAUUCGCAAAUGCAACCCGGAGAUAUGGACUACUUGAUGGAUGAUUCCCAUGUGGACAAGGAUGCUGAAUUGGACAAUGAGAUCUGCAGAACUCCAGAGGAUAAAGAUGGCGAUGGGAAAGAAAAAUCAUCAGAGCAUUCAGUAGAAGCAGAAGAUGCUACCAACAAAGACACUUCCCAUGAAAAUAAUGAGCGAAAUGAUGUGUUAGGCCAGAUCAAUGUGGAUAUACACGCUGAAGUAGAUCAAAGUAAAUUUAAAUCAAGAGCAGAGAGAAGCAUGGAGUUGAGAGAAAAUGCAGAUGGACAUGACUCAAUAUCGGGACAAGAGAUCUCAAUUGGAGAAAAUCAAAUGUGUCAAGGGAUGUGUGAACAAGAAUCAAGAUCAGGUAAAGGGAAGAUUACCAGGAAUAAAAGUGCUAAAUCUGGUUUGGGCAACGGUGUAACACCAAAUCAUGUUGAUGACAAUCCUCGUGAAAAGCUGCUGCAUGUUCCACAUGUUGAUAAGAUGACUAAUACAAAUGGACUACAUCCUCAGCCAGAAUAUGGUUGUGGCAAAGACCAAGAAGUUAAUGGGGGCCAUGCUUUUCAGGAGCCAAAUAGUUCUCGGUGCAAUGUUAAUCCAGAAGCUAUGGGCAUACAUACUUUAGGUGACAAGUCAAGAAAGAGAAGGGAGCUAGAGAAAAAAUCAGCUGAUGAUAACAGCACAGACUUGGAUAAGAAGAAAAGAUGCAGUCACAUUCAAGAUGGAAAAAAAGCACAUUGUGAUGAUAGUAGUCGUCAAUGUCAUUCACUUCAUAAAGUACUGGAUUAUGAGGAUCGCAAGUUUGGAAAUAGUGGGCGUGGUUCUCGGUGCUAUGAUGAGAACGGUGCAGCUGAGAUUUCUGAAUACAAAUCCAGACAGAGUACAGGACCAAGUAGUUCUCAGUGCAAUGUUGAUCCUGAAACUAUGGGCAUGCAUACUUCAGGUGACAAGUCAAGAAAGAGAAAGAACCUGAAGAAAAAGGCAGCUUAUUGUAUCAAUACAGAUUUGGAUAAGAAGAAAAGAUGCAAUCACAUAGAAGAUCUAAAAGUAGCACAUGGUGCAGCUGAGGUUUCUGAAUACAAAUCCAGGCAGUGUACAGGAUCAACUGGAAGAGAAAAUGUGGCUUGAAGUAGAAGAGAAAAUUCAUCUAACUCACCCAUGGGUAGAAAUUUUCAGGAGAAACCAAGGAACCAUUUAUCAAACAGGCAGAGGAGCUACCGUGAUAGGGAUGCAACUAACCGACACAGGUAUGAACAAUAUCAUGAUGCUAGCUAUCUCAGCAGUGGCGAUUAUGGCCCGAGGAGUCAUGUUCCCUUGUGCCCUGUAUCUGCUCCCACUGAUUUUGAUGCUAGGUACGAUCCCCAUUCAUACCCAAGAGGACCAGAACAUGAUAUUACUGGAUGGGACAGGCCCCAGUUAUACCCAGGAAGAGCUGGAUAUUUCACUGGUGGAUGGCAGAGUCCUCCUUAUUGUCCAGCAAGACCAGAGAGAGCAUAUUAUUCAAGGAAUGUGAACAGCUUUCCCAUUGAUGGAUAUGAUGAACAUGGCAAUUUCAUGCACGGUGCAUACCGUGCAAUGGGAUUUACUCCUGCUGCUAUGAACCCCCCCUUUCAGGUCAGCAACAACGGCACAUAUCAACCUCGCACAGAUGUUGACAUGGAAGGAUGUGGAGAAGCAUAUUGUGGCAAUAAUAGAGAGUAUGGAGCUAGAUCAACUUAUACAUUUUGCUCGGGGCCUCUGCGUUCAGCUGCAGGGUCGGUUAUGGACAGGUAUGCUCCUAACCUUGAGCAAACAAACCAUCGAGCAAGAGGCUGACUACAUCAUGUCCUGCCUCAUAUUCAGUGGUGGCACUUGACAGGUACUCUUCAGGGCGACAUAUUGGGCAAGGUUUUGGUCGCAGCUAUCUGAAGCGGAAGCGUUGCAGCAAGUAAAGAACAGUUGUCAGCAUUUGGAAGGGGUGAUAAUGGAGCUCUACAACAAAUGGGGUUGGAAUUUCAGAAACAGAAUUCGGCAGUAGUAUUUCAGUCUUAGCUGUAUCAGUUUGGAUAGUUUUGUGAGCUCUUGCUCCAGCAGCCUGUGUGCUGUGGUUGUGAUGUGUAACGACCCAAGUUUAAUUAUCAUGAUAAGCAUUGCAUGAUGAGCAUCCUUGUUUAGCUUUGAGUAGCAUCCUUGUUUAGCUUUGAGAAAAAUUUUGUGCUUUAUUUGAAUGCAUUUGAAUUUAAUUUUGAAUUGUUAUACAUUUGAAACUCAUGCUUUGUGAA